CUCGGGCCCGCGGGGGCGGGACAGUCUGGUAGAAAGGAGCGUGAGGCGGGGGCGCGCCUAGUGUAGUGAGGAACGGGAGCGCGCAGCGUGUGGGGAAAGGCCUGAGUGAAACCAUUGGCUCCUGAUGGCAGCAGAUGACGCUCAGACUCUCCAUCGCCGCGGGGAGGAUGCAAAAUCGGUAUUUCCUUCUCUUACCAUUGGUCUGUCUGCAGUCACGUUUAUACAUCAAGCGCUUAUGUACCCAGAGCCGGAGAGGGGCCACAAGGAGAAGGGCCACAGUAAAUCUGAACCUGUGAAGCUGAACAGAAGCAGUCUAGUCAGGGAUGAGACCGUAUCUUCUACCAACCCCACUGCUGAGGAGCCUCCCAGGAGGAGGAAGCACAGACUGGAGAAGGAUGAAAAGGCCAAGUCUGCCGAAAGUUCCGCUCAUAUAAAGAAAAUCAAAUCUCACAAUCACCACACAGAAAGUGAUACUGGAGAGCCCCUACCCAAGCACAAAAAGGCAGACAAUUCCCUCACAGAAAAGCUGCUGCAGGACGGUGUGAUCUCCAGCGCCGCAGAAAAUGGGUUCUAUAAGUCAGUGGAACCGAGUGAUGGCAGAAAGGAGAUGUCUUGUGAAGUCACCACCCGACUGGAUGAGAACAGCAACAUCACCGCAAUGGAGUGCAAUGGGGAAUUUACACUUUACAGAGAGGAUAAGGGGGUAGAAUCUCCGUGCCAAACCAGGAAAAAUGAACCUAACUGGGAGAGUUCUACUGCUGAACCCAAUGCUGGAGAAGAGACGAGAAGAGAAGGACUCUGGGAGAGUACGGCAGAUAGUAGGGCUACACUGGACCCCCGCAUAAGCAAAGAUAACAGAAAUAUACAGGAACAAAAAGGGGGGUUGCCAUGCAAAACUGAAAAGGAAAGAGACGGCCAUCACAAAUCCAAAGUAAAAAAGGAUAACGUUGAUAGGUCUGAGAGGAAAAAGGAUCAUGUGGAGAAAAGUGGGGAUUCAGAGAAAAAGGAAAAGGGGGAUUCAGAGAAAAAGGAAAGGGGGAAAAACCAUUUGUGUAGAGAUUCAGAGGGGGGGAAAGAAAGUUUAAAAAGGGGCAAAGAAAACAAAGAGUCUAAAAGCGAGCAGAAAGCCAUUGAUGGGACUGAAGGCAUCGCCCAGCCAGAAAGAGAGAAGAAAUGUGAAGAUAAAAUGGCAUCAGGGAAAGAGAGAGAAUCUGCCGAGGAGAAGGAAACUGGUAAGAGAGACCCCCUGAAAUCCAAAGAUAAAACAUCUGCUGGGGAGGAAAGAAAGCCAAAAAAGCAUUCUCACAAAGAGAAGUCCAAAGAGAUGAACAGAACAAGAGAGAAGAUGGAAGAUGCUAAGAUGUCAGUGUCUCGUGACCAUCACAGGAAAGGAGAUGCCCUGGAGGGGGCAGUGGAAGCCAACGAGGCAGUAAAACCUGAAAGAAUUGAGGUGGCUGUUGGGGAACCCAAGGAACACAGCAGGGAAGUAGAUGAGAAGGUCCAUCUCAGGGUAAAGAGCUUCGAGGAGGAGCUGAAUGAGUUGGCCAACCUGAAAAUGCAGAGCAGCAAAGUGAAGAAGAAGGAGAGGGAAACGAAGAAGCACGAGGAGAAGAGAGAGAAGAUAAAGGAGCAAAGCAGCGAUGGGGCUGAAGGUAAAGCUACCAAAAGGGAAGGUGAGGAAGAGGAGUUGGUGGGUGAGGAGGCCAAACCUAGGGUAGAAAAGAAUCAGAAAGAGAAGAUUAAAGAGAGAGGAAAAAAAAGCUCCAAGGAUGAGGCCGCUAGAGACAAAAAGCAGCCUUCUCGGAAACGCAAAAGCACUGAAACCGAAGGGACGGAAGCCAAAAAGGCAAAAGAUGCGGCCAAAAAGGAGGAAGAAUCAAAGUGGAAAUGGUGGGAGGAGGAGCACUACGAGGAUGGCAUGAAGUGGAAAUUCCUGGAACACAGGGGCCCAUAUUUUGCCCCUCCGUAUGAGCCCCUCCCGGAUGAUGUCAGCUUCUACUAUGAUGGGAAGCCAGUGAAACUGAGCCCAGGGGCCGAGGAAGUGGCCACUUUCUAUGGCAAAAUGCUGGACCAUGAGUAUACUACCAAGGAGGCGUUCCAGAAGAACUUCUUUGCAGACUGGAGAGAGCAAAUGACGAAUGAGGAGCGGAAGCUGAUCAAGCACCUACACAAGUGUGAAUUCUCCGAGAUCCACAAGUAUUUCUUUGAAAAGAAUGAGGCCCGCAAGGCUUUGCCCAAGGAAGAGAAACAGAAACUGAAGGAGGAAACCAAUAAGAUCCAGGAGGAGUACGGCUACUGCAUCCUUGAUGGACACAGGGAAAAAAUUGGAAACUUCAAGAUCGAGCCCCCAGGACUGUUCCGAGGCCGUGGGGACCACCCAAAGAUGGGAAUGCUGAAGCUGAGGAUAAUGCCAGAGGAUGUGAUUAUAAACUGCAGCAAAGAAUCCAAGGUUCCAGACCCCCCUCCGGGCCACAAGUGGAAAGAGGUUCGGUGCGACAACACCGUGACAUGGCUGGCAUCAUGGACGGAAAAUAUCCAGAGUUCUAUUAAGUACAUCAUGCUGAACCCAAGCUCCAAACUGAAGGGGGAGAAAGACUGGCAGAAGUACGAGACUGCUCGCCGACUGAAAGGGGUUGUGAGCGACAUCAGAGCUCAGUACCGAGUAGACUGGAAAUCCCGGGAGAUGAAGAAACGGCAGAGAGCUGUGGCCCUCUAUUUCAUUGAUAAGCUGGCACUCCGAGCGGGAAAUGAAAAAGAGGAAGGGGAGACGGCAGAUACAGUUGGCUGCUGUUCCCUUAGGGUGGAGCACAUACAGCUGUACCCAGAGCUCGAUGGGCAGCAGUACGUGGUGGAGUUUGACUUCCUGGGAAAGGAUUCCAUCCGCUAUUAUAACAAGGUGCCAGUGGAGAAGGAGGUGUUUAAGAACCUGAAGCUUUUCAUGGAGAAUAAAAACCCGGAGGAUGAUCUUUUCGACAGGCUGAAUACUUCCAUACUGAACAAACAUCUACAGGAUCUGAUGGAUGGACUUACGGCCAAAGUGUUCCGAACCUACAAUGCUUCUAUCACCCUGCAGAACCAGCUGAAGGAGCUGACCAAUGGGGAGGACAAUGUAGCGGCCAAGAUUCUGUCUUAUAAUCGGGCAAACAGAGCUGUAGCUCUUCUCUGUAACCACCAGAGGGCGCCACCAAAAACCUUUGAAAAGUCAAUGCAGAAUCUACAGACUAAGAUUGAUGCAAAGGAACAGCAGCUGAAAGAAGCAAAGAAAGAGUUAAAGAGCGCAAAGGCAGAGCAUAAAGCCAGGAAGAGUGAGAAGUCUAAGAAGGAGAUGGAGAAGAAGAAGAAGCAAGUGGCACGGAUAGAGGAGCAGCUGAUGAAGCUGAAGUUACAGGCGACCGACAAAGAGGAGAAUAAGCAGAUUGCCCUGGGCACGUCCAAACUCAACUAUCUGGAUCCCAGGAUCACCGUAGCCUGUUCUCUGUUUGGUCUGCCCCAGGUGCAAGAAGUACGGCGUGCCCAUCGAGAAGAUCUAUAACAAGACGCAGAGAGAGAAAUUUGCGUGGGCGAUAGACAUGACCAGCGAGAACUUUGAGUUCUGAUCUCAGGUAUCGGUGCCACCAUCACCAAGCACUUAAUCCAAGCACUGCCGUGUCAGCCAUGGACUCCCACACUGACCCCCUCGGCCGGCCCCCGCCUGGGGCACGUGUAGCUAAUGGUUUCCUCCAAAUGGAGGGGUGUCUACUUCCUUCUUGUAUUUGCCAUGUUGGUACCAAGCUCUAUUCUGAUUUGACUUCAUUAUUCUUCUUUUGGCCAAAUAAGUACAGCAGCCAAUGGCUGUCCAGAGAUUGGACUGUGUGUGUUGUUCCUUCUAACGAUCUCCCUACUGCAGAGGCGGGGCCUGGGGCUGACGGGUCCAACAGCCCUUCAUUGGCAGGUUCUAUUCUUUUGGACCCUGCAGAACGAAAGUGGCCCAUUUGGGCUGAAACUGGCUGAAGUGGGUGGCCAUUUUGUACAGUGUUACCUGGCGGGUUGGGAAGGAUUCUAUAACGACUGCCAUUGGUUGGAAAGGAUUCUAGAAUGGCCACAAUUUGUUGGAAAGGUAUUUAUGCUGGCUACGAUUGGUUGGAAAGGAAUUUAUGCUGGCUACGAUUGGUCGGAAAGGAUUCUAUAGAGUAUAGAUGUAUUAAUAAGCGUAGAGAUAUACAGAUGAUCCUCGAUCCGUUACCGGUGCCAUCGGGUCGCUGUGGUUCUGCAAGUUUUCCUUCUUGUUUGUAUUUAAAUUCCGAGCUCCGGGAAAAUGCAAUAAUUGCUGUAAAAUAGAAAUGUGUUUUUUUUUCUUUUGUAAUCAUUUAUUUUUCGUUAACGAACAAACGGUUCGAUUAAAGACGUAUUUUUGGGAAUCUGCGCAACUUUCUUCGUGGUUUUGACGAUUCCGCAGACUUGUCUGAAAGAUGUUACAAUAAAAGAAGCAAAAUAAA
Xenopus tropicalis (tropical clawed frog) is the source of this 4475-nucleotide messenger RNA. NCBI's taxonomy places the organism in Eukaryota, Metazoa, Chordata, Amphibia, Anura, Pipidae. The record is from RefSeq and is a predicted model, not a curated record.